Molecule: messenger RNA, 3545 nt
Organism: Symbiodinium pilosum
Lineage: Eukaryota; Dinophyceae; Suessiales; Symbiodiniaceae
Source: the annotation of a GenBank genome assembly
AUGCCGUACGUGAAGAAGGAAGAGUGGAUUCGACGCCUUCAGGAGCAAGGCGAGAAUCCGCCAACAUCAUGGACCGUGGCACAGCUUCAGGGUCGCUAUGCCGAGAUCAUGGAGAGCGAGGAGGUGGACGAUCCCCACAAGGGAUUGGAGGAAGCCAUGAAGGCAAUGAAGAAAGCCAGCCGCCAGAAGAAAGCCGAGUUCCAGAGGUUCCUGGACGAAAAGGGAGUGAUCUACGGCAAGACCGACACAGUUCAACAGUUGGUGUGCAAGGCCGAGGAGCAGAUCACAACCAAGUUCGAGGUGUCGGGCAAGGAGGUGAUGGGUUUUGGACGUCACGGAGCCCUCACCAUGCGCGAGGUCAUGGAGGAUCACGGGGCAUAUGCCCAGUGGCGCCGGACCAUCAUGGCCGAGGAGGACACGUCAUGGCGUCGGAGACGAUUUGUGAUGUACUCCGAGAAGUUCCUCGCGGAGAAGAAAAUGGAGAACGAGAAAGGCCGCAAGACGGGCGCGAUUCCGGAGAACCCCAACCGCAAGCCGAACACCACGAUGCACCCGAAGACCAACGCCGCGAGAGCGGAUGGCUACAAGACUGCCCCGCAGAACUUCGAGCUGGGGACGCCGAAGUCGCAGAAGAGCGACUUUUCCUUGGCCGAGAUUGCCCGAUUGAAGGCGGAGCUCCAGCAGAUGGCCAGCGACAAGGCCGGGUUGGAGGAUGUGAAAGACCUUCCGGAUGCGGCGUGGAAUCUCUCUUUCAUCCAAGAGUUCCUCGACAAGUCGGCCCACUGGCAGACUGGCGUUGUCGAAAGAAGCAUUCAAAGUGCCAAAGCUGUCAUGAGUGCCAUUGCCCAAGAAUUCCCCGACAUGUCUAAUGAUGAGUUGUUUGGUCGUGCUGUAUGGGUGUGCAAUGCCCGGGAUCUUUAUAGAGGGUUUUCCCCCUUACAGCAUGCGUCUGGGCGAACACCAGAUGAAGACAUGCGCAUGUUUGAGACCACCGACGAGAAGCCACUGAACAACGAUCUCAUGGAAGAUGGAGGCUUCGGACAAAAUAUCCGUGCGAUAUGCAUGGCCGAGAAGGCGUUCAUCGAAGAACAGGCUCGACAACGAGUGCAGCGAGCAUUGGCUAUGGGACAUCGGAAGACCAGUGUCUAUGCCCCUGGCGACCUUGUCUAUUAUUGGAGGAAGCAACAAGCCGGAAAGACCCAUCAGAACAUUCCCAAGGGAAGGUUCCUCGGGCCGGCCAGAGUGCUCGCCACGGAGUCCAGACAAGAAGGCGAUGGCCGUGUACGACCAGCGUCAAUUAUAUGGAUUCACAGAGGGGGCAGGCUACUUCGCGCAGCCCCGGAGCAGCUUCGUCAUGCAUCUCCCCGAGAAACUCUCAUGGAAGAGUUGAACGGCCCAGUGGAAAUUCCGUGGACCAUGACGGCUUUAGCCACGAGUCCAAACCGAAGGACUUAUCAUGACAUCUCCCACGAAGUUCCUGACGAAGAAGAGUGGGAAGAGGCAGCAGAACACCCUGUUGAAUCUGUGGACCCGAAUCUGGAAGCACCUCGCUUCAGACUUCGCGAGAAGCGGAGUUUGGAGAGUUCUGUUCCUUCUGACCGACCUCCUUCCAAAGGACAGAAGAUGCCUGAGCGUCGGGGGACCAAGAGAGCUGGGGAAGAGCCAGCAAGAGGGCCUCUUCGACCUCCUCUUCGGGCAGUAGGAAGUCGAGAAGCUCACCCAGAAGAUGAACAAGAGAUUGUGCUCCAGGCUGUGGAGAUCCACAUCGAGAUGCCAGACUCCAAAAGGGGUUUGAAGAAGCUCACCGCCAAUCCGGCAGCCUUCUUUUGCCAAAAGCUAAAACGUAAGCAAGUGGAAGUGUGCGAACGCCGCCUCACUCCCGAGCAAAAGAAAGAGUUUGACUCUGCAAAGGACUCCGAGGUGAGGAACUUUGUGGCGUCCGAAUGCUUCAAAGCGUGGAAGGGUCCGGAUGCUCCCGAAGAAGAGAUCCUCGGCAUGCGUUGGCUUCUCACGUGGAAAUAUGAUGAGAAGUACAAAGACAUUGGCGGGCGAAAGGCGAAAGCCAGGGCCAUCAUAUUGGGGUACCAUGACCCAAACUAUGCCGCGAGAGAGACCUCUUCUCCGACUCCCUCGAAAUCGGGAAGACAACUCUUUUUCCAACUUUGCAGUUGGAAGAAGUUUGCCAUCAAGAAAGGGGAUGUGUCAGGAGCUUUUCUUCAAGGAGACCUUCUGGAAGAACAGUUGUGUUGCCGGCCCUUGCCGGAAAUCUCGAAAGCUCUUGGCGUUGAAGAAGGCACCCCUAUGUUGAUGCGCAGGGCCGCAUACGGCCUUGUACAAGCUCCUCUGCAUUGGUACAAGAGCGUAUGUUCCUUUCUCUCUUCUCUGGGAUACCGUCGAUUGAAGAUGGAACCAUGUUGCUGGGUGUACACUGAGGCAUCCGGCGCAGUGAAUUCCAUCAUUCAUGGCCAUGUCGAUGAUUUCAUGUUUGGCGGCGAUCCGCAAUGUGAUAUCCAUCGAGGUCUCAUGGAGAAGAUCCGUCAGAAGUACAACUGGGGAACAUGGGAAGAGGCUGAGUUCACGCAGUGCGGCAUCCAUGUGAGGCAACUGGAUGACUUCUCCAUCGAGAUGGACCAGAGUAAAAGCAUUGAGGAGCUUGAAGAAAUCCACAUUUCGAGGGACAGGGCUCGGCAAACAAGUUCUCUCACCACUGAUGCGGAGAAGAGCAGCCUUCGAGCAGUCUUGGGUAGCUUGUCUUGGGUCUGUGGUCAGACCCAUUUUCUGCAUUCAGUCGAUGUGAAUUUCCUGAUCACGACAAUCCCCGUGAGCACAGUUGAAGAAAUCCUCCAGACGAACAAGGUGGUUCGCGCCGUGAAGAAGUGGAGAGAUUUCAAGCUCAGGAUCCAUGCCUUUCCAUCUCAUGAGCCUCUGGAGAUGACAUGUUGGUCAGACGCAGCUUGGGCGAACAGACCAAAUGGCAAAGAUAGUACUGAGGGCAUCUUCAUAGGCAUGUCUACUCGUAAGCUUCAGGCAGGGCAGGAGGAAGAUGUCACACCCAUUCAUUGGAGAUCAAGCAAGAUCGAGCGAGUUUGCAAGUCUCCGGCAGCCGCGGAGACAAUUGCAGCCUCUGAUGGUGAAGAUGAUCUCCUAUUCCUUCGUAACCUUUGGAGUGAAAUGUGUGGAGGCAUGAUCGAUCCCCAACAUCCUAAUGUAGGAGCUAGACAGACCGCCGGGCACUUAGUUACUGACGCUAAGAAUCUUUUUGACAAGCUGUACUCCCCUGUUCUUACUGUUAAGGGAAGCGAAAAGCGAUCUAGUAUUGAGGCUCUGGGUCUUAAGGAAAACAUGGAAGGAGCAUGCACCAGCAUUUCAUGGGUUCAUGGCGACGCAAUGCUCGCUAACUCCUUGACCAAGACCAGCGAGAAACAUCAGAUGCUUCUCUUCGUGCAGAUGGGAUUCCGGUGGAAGAUAGUCUAUGACGAGGGCAUGAUGAGUGCAAAAGCAGGGCGAAAGCAGGGCCGAGCAGCCUUGGACAGCGACAGCACUCA